AUGUUCAGGGAAAGCACCGAGUUGACCACGAUGACCGAAGAGGCACUCAGGCAAGAGGUUCUUGAGAAUCGGAAGAUUAUAGAACAGCUCCGUGCAGAAUCUGGAAGUACGGCUGAAGAGACGACAAUCCUAGUUGCCUGUUUGAACGAGGCCAUGCGAACCAUAAGCAACAGUCUGUCGCCUCCGUCUCUCGAAGGCCUUAACCAGCCCAUUAGACAGUACAUCACUAACCUUCAGCAAGAGGUGGGAUCUCUCAGAAGACGGCAACAAACCCUGGCUAAUGCAGAGGACGUCGGUGUAUUGCGCGAGAAUCUGGGCAAUAUGACCAAGCAAUUAGCCGAAAGGGACCAUCAGAUUGAGCUCUUGAAGCAAAAGCUACAGAGUGGCAAAAAGCGGGGUUGCUUCUGA
Molecule: messenger RNA, 408 nt
Organism: Giardia duodenalis
Lineage: Eukaryota; Fornicata; Diplomonadida; Hexamitidae
Exons: 1
Coding region: 1-408 (135 amino acids)
Source: RefSeq, a predicted model, not a curated record